Molecule: messenger RNA, 2900 nt
Organism: Delphinapterus leucas (beluga whale)
Lineage: Eukaryota; Metazoa; Chordata; Mammalia; Artiodactyla; Monodontidae
Gene: ITGB7
Product: integrin subunit beta 7
Biological process (GO): cell adhesion mediated by integrin; cell-matrix adhesion; integrin-mediated signaling pathway
Cellular component (GO): integrin complex; cell surface; focal adhesion
Molecular function (GO): integrin binding
Source: RefSeq, a predicted model, not a curated record
CCUGGUCCUAACCUCCUGGGAAGAGGGCUCUGACCUGAAGACACCCAGGGUUCAGCUGAGUCUUGAGAAAGGCUCUGAAGACCUCUCUGCAUUCCCAAGAUCUCCUGUUCCUGUUUCCUCCUCCAGUCUCACAAGCCCUCCCUCCCCCCACCCAUCCCUCUUGUGUUGGUUUCCCAAGAGUGGGACUGGAGAGAGAAAAAGGAGGUAGGGGAUGCAUGAGUGCUAUCAUUUGGCUUGCCAGCUAUGUGUUACGGAUUAUGACGAGACCAUGGUGGCUUUGUCAAUGGUCCUUGUUUUCCUGCUGGCCCUGAGCAGAGGUGAAAGUGAACUGGACAUCAAGAUCUCAUCUCCACAGGAGACCACCGAAUGGGGGGAUCCUGGGCUGUCCCUACCAGGGUCCUGCCAGCCAGCUCCCUCCUGUCAAAAGUGCAUCCUCUCACACCCGAGCUGUGCAUGGUGCAAGCAACUGAACUUCACGGCGUCCGGGGAGGCGGAGGUGCGGCGCUGUGCCCUUCGAGAGGAGCUGCUGGCCCGGGGCUGCCCCCCGGAGGAGCUGGAGGAGCCCCGCGGCCGGCAGGAGGUGCUGCAGGACAAGCCGCUCAGCCAGGGCACCCGCGGCGAGGGGGCCACCCAGCUGGCACCACAGCGGGUCCGGGUCACGCUGCGGCCAGGAGAGCCCCAGCAGCUCCGGGUCCGCUUCCUUCGAGCCGAGGGAUACCCUGUGGACCUGUACUACCUUAUGGACCUGAGCUACUCCAUGAAGGACGACCUGGAGCGCGUGCGCCAGCUUGGGCACGCGCUGCUGGUGAGGUUGCAGGAAGUCACCCACUCCGUGCGCAUUGGCUUUGGUUCCUUCGUGGACAAAAUGGUGCUGCCCUUCGUGAGCACAGUGCCCUCCAAGCUUCGCCACCCCUGCCCCACCCGACUGGAGCGCUGCCAGCCGCCCUUCAGCUUUCACCAUGUGCUACCCCUCACCCGGGACGCUAAGGCCUUCGAACGGGAGGUGGGACGCCAGAGCGUGUCCGGCAACCUGGACUCGCCUGAAGGUGGCUUUGAUGCCAUUCUGCAGGCUGCCCUCUGCCAGGAGCAGAUUGGCUGGAGAAAUGUGUCCCGGCUACUGGUGUUCACUUCAGAUGACACAUUCCACACAGCUGGGGAUGGCAAGUUAGGUGGCAUCUUCAUGCCCAGCGACGGGCACUGCCACUUGGACAGCAAUGGCCUCUACAGUCGCAGCCCAGAGUUUGACUACCCCUCCGUGGGUCAGGUAGCCCAGGCCCUCUCUGCGGCAAACAUCCAGCCCAUCUUUGCUGUCACCGGUGCCACACUGCCUGUCUACCAGGAGCUGAGUAAGCUGAUUCCCAAGUCCGUAGUGGGGGAGCUGAGUGAGGACUCCAGCAAUGUGGUACAGCUCAUCAUGGAUGCUUAUAAUAGCCUAUCAUCCACUGUGACCCUUGAACAUGAACGCUCUCUACUCCCUCCUGGGGUCCACAUCUCUUACGAUUCUCAGUGUGGGGGUCCUGAGAAGAAACAGGAUGAGGCUGGUGACAGGGGCCAAUGCAACCACGUCGGAAUCAACCAGACAGUGAAUUUUUUGGUUACUCUCCAAGCUACCCACUGCCUCCCAGAGCCCCAUCUGCUGAGGUUCCGAGCCCGCGGCUUCUCAGAGGAGCUGACUGUGGAGUUGCAUACACUGUGUGACUGUAACUGCAGUGACACCCAGCUCCAGGCUCCUCACUGCAGUGACGGCAAGGGGCACCUACAGUGCGGGGUGUGCAGCUGUGUCCCUGGCCACCUGGGUCGACUCUGUGAGUGCUCUGAGGCUGAGCUGUCUUCCUGGGAUCUGGAAUCUGGGUGCCGAGCCCCCAAUGGCACAGGGCCCCUGUGCAGUGGGAGGGGACGGUGCCAGUGUGGACGCUGCACCUGCAGUGGACAGAGCUCUGGACGUCUGUGCGAAUGUGAUGAUGCCAGCUGUGAGCGACAUGAGGGAAUCCUCUGUGGAGGCUUUGGCCGCUGCCAAUGUGGAGUGUGUCACUGUCACGCCAAUCGCACGGGCAGAGCAUGCGAAUGCAGCGGGGACACAGACAACUGUGUCAGUCACGAUGGAGGGCUGUGCAGUGGGCAUGGAUACUGCAACUGCAACCGCUGCCAGUGCUCGGACGGCUAUUACGGUGCCCUAUGUGGUCAGUGCUCAGGCUGCAAGACGCCAUGCGAGAGACACAGGGACUGCGCGGAGUGUGGCGCCUUGGGGACUGGUCCUCUGGCCGUGAAUUGCAGCCUGGCGUGUGCCCAUGCCAACGUGACUCUGGCUUUGGCCCCUACCCUGGAUGAUGGCUGGUGCAAAGAGAGGACCCACGACAACCAGCUCUUCUUCUUCCUGGCAGAGGAUGAAGCCGGAGGCAGGGUCACGCUGAGAGUGAGGCCCCCGCAGAAGGGGUCAGACCACACCCAAAUCAUCGUGCUGGGCUGUGUGGGGGGCAUCGUGGUCGUGGGACUGGGACUGGUCCUGGCUUAUCGGCUCUCAGUGGAAAUCUACGACCGCCGAGAAUACAGCCGUUUUGAAAAGGAGCAGCAGCAGCUCCAGUGGAAGCAGGACAACAAUCCUCUCUACAAGAGCGCCAUCACGACUACUGUCAACCCCUGCUUUCAAGAGGCAGAAGGCGCCCCUCUCUGAAGUGGGGAGGGACACUCACUGCAGGGCUCUUCUCUGGCAUGGAGGGAAUUGGGGCAUGGGGUCUCGCAGUCAGCAGUUUGGUAGGGGGCUAAUCCACUGCUGAGUGGUCACCCAUACUUCAUUCUUAGAGCGACACCCGAGAGGGGACUACCUUCUGUGGCAACCUUGCUUCCCUACCUCAGAAGUGGGGGCUACCCCCCAUGUAUACAAUAAAGAGUCUUACCUCAGA